Molecule: messenger RNA, 2369 nt
Organism: Mandrillus leucophaeus (drill)
Lineage: Eukaryota; Metazoa; Chordata; Mammalia; Primates; Cercopithecidae
Gene: SLC43A1
Product: solute carrier family 43 (amino acid system L transporter), member 1
Exons: 15
Coding region: 112-1794 (560 amino acids)
Biological process (GO): transmembrane transport; neutral amino acid transport
Molecular function (GO): neutral L-amino acid transmembrane transporter activity; L-amino acid transmembrane transporter activity
Source: RefSeq, a predicted model, not a curated record
AGCCGCCAGACUUCCUGCCGAAGUCCGAGCCCCCUCCCAGGGCUGGAGGGGGCAGGUGGGUUCCGAGGUGCAAAGCCUGGUGCCCCGCGCCCUGCGGAGCUCGCGGCCAGCAUGGCCCCCACGCUGCAACAGGCGUACCGGAGGCGCUGGUGGAUGGCCUGUACGGCUGUGCUGGAGAACCUCUUUUUCUCUGCUGUGCUCCUGGGCUGGGGCUCCCUGCUGAUCAUGCUGAAGAACGAGGGCUUCUAUUCCAGCAUGUGCCCAGCUGAGAACAGCACCAACAGCACCCAGGAAGAGCAGCGCAGGUGGCCGGGCUGUGACCGGCAGGAUGAGAUGCUCAACCUGGGCUUCACCAUCGGUUCCUUUGUGCUCAGUGCCACCACCCUGCCAUUGGGGAUCCUCAUGGACCGCUUUGGCCCUCGACCCGUGCGGCUGGUUGGCAGUGCCUGCUUCGCUGCGUCCUGCACCCUCAUGGCCCUGGCCUCCCGGGACGUGGAAGUUCUGUCUCCAUUGAUAUUCCUGGCGCUGUCCCUGAAUGGCUUUGGUGGCAUCUGCCUAACGUUCACUUCACUCACGUUGCCCAACAUGUUUGGGAACCUGCGCUCCACGUUAAUGGCCCUCAUGAUUGGCUCUUAUGCUUCUUCUGCCAUCACAUUCCCAGGAAUCAAGCUGAUCUACGAUGCCGGUGUGGCCUUCGUGGUCAUCAUGUUUACCUGGUCUGGCCUGGCCUGCCUUAUCUUUCUGAACUGCGCCCUCAACUGGCCCGUCGAAGCCUUUCCUGCCCCUGAGGAAGUCAAUUACACGAAGAAGAUCAAGCUGAGUGGGCUGGCCCUGGACCACAAGGUGACAGGCGACCGCUUCUACACCCAUGUGACCACCGUGGGCCAGAGGCUGAGCCAGAAGGCCCCCAGCCUGGAGGACGGGUCAGAUGCCUUCAUGUCGUCCCAGGAUGUUCCCGGCACCUCAGAAAACCCUCCUGAGAGGUCCGUCCCCUUCCGCAAGAGCCUCUGCUCCCCCAUUUUCCUGUGGAGCCUCCUCACCAUGGGCAUGACCCAGCUGCGGAUCAUCUUCUACAUGGCUGCCAUGAACAAGAUGCUGGAGUACCUUGUGACUGGAGGCCAGGAGCAUGAGAUGAAUGAACAGCAGCAACAAAAGGUGGCAGAGACAGUUGGGUUCUACUCCUCCAUCUUCGGGGCCAUGCAGCUGUUGUGCCUUCUCACCUGCCCCCUCAUUGGCUACAUCAUGGAUUGGCGGAUCAAGGACUGCGUGGACGCCCCAACUCAGGGCACUGUCCUCGGAGAUGCCAGGGACGGGGUUGCUACCAAAUCCAUCAGACCACGCUACUGCAAGAUCCAAAAGCUCACCAAUGCCAUCAACGCCUUCACCCUGACCAACCUGCUGCUUGUGGGUUUUGGCGUCACCUGCCUCAUCAACAACUUACACCUCCAGUUUGUGACCUUUGUUCUGCACACCAUUGUUCGAGGUUUCUUCCACUCGGCCUGUGGGAGUCUCUAUGCUGCAGUGUUCCCAUCCAACCACUUUGGGACGCUGACAGGCCUGCAGUCCCUCAUCAGUGCCGUGUUCGCCUUGCUUCAGCAGCCACUUUUCAUGGCGAUGGUGGGACCCCUGAAAGGAGAGCCCUUCUGGGUGAAUCUGGGCCUCCUGCUAUUCUCACUCCUGGGAUUCCUGUUGCCUUCCUACCUCUUCUACUACCGUGCCCGGCUCCGGAAGGAGUACACUGCCAAUGGGAUGGGCCCACUGAAGGUGCUUAGUGGCUCUGAGGUGACUGCAUAGACUUCUGAGACCAAGGGACCUGCAUGACAGGCAAUCAAGGCCUGAGCAACCAAAAGGAGUGCCUCAUAUGGCUUUUCUACCUGUAACAUGCACAUAGAGCCAUGGCCGUGGAUUUAUAAAUACCAAGAGAAGUUCUAUUUUUGUAAAGACUGCAGAAAGGAAAAAAAAAAAAAACCUGCAAAAAGGUCCCCCAAAGCAACGCUCCAUUGACUGAAGACAGUCCCUGUCCUAGAGGGGUGGAGCCUUCUUCCUCCUUGGGUUGGAGGAGACCAGGAUGUGGAGCUGCCUCUUAUCUCUUUCUAGGGGUCUGCUUCCUGGUGCCUCUUGGGGGGAUCUGCAAACAGGCUAUCCCUAAGGUCCCAUGUGCCAUGAGUAUGCACACGUGCAUGUGUCUGUGUGUGUGCGAAUGUGAGAGAGACACAGCCCUCCUUUCAGAAGGAAAGGGGCCUGAGGUGCCAACUGUGUCCUGGGUUGGGGGUUGAGGGUCGGCCCCUUCCAGGGGCAGGAGGGCGGGUUCCCUCUCUGGUGCUGCUUCUUGCAAGUCUUAGAGGAAAUAAAAAGGGAAGUGAGAGACU